AUGGCUCGAUUUGACGCAAAACCGCUGAAUCCCUCCAAACUGAAUAGGGCUGUUCAGAGAAAUCCUGCAAUUUUUGGAAUUCCUUUCAUCCUUCUUAUGGUUGCUGCUUCGUACGGAAUGUCCACCUUUACUCAGACUCGUUAUGAUCUACAUGACCACAAAGUUAAACAGUUGUCCAAAGCGCAGGAGCUUGGGCUGAAUAAGCAAAGAAAGAAGUUUGAUAUACGAGAAGAAUAUUUCAAACUCAGCUCACAAGCAGACGACGAUUGGGAGCCAAGAAGAAUACAAAGGCCGAAAGGUCUACCAGAAUGGGGCGUCCCUCCAACCGAGCCUCCA
Messenger RNA from Lentinula edodes (shiitake mushroom), 336 nucleotides. Its product is annotated as cytochrome c oxidase assembly protein COX16-domain-containing protein. The transcript is spliced from 3 exons. The record is from RefSeq and is a predicted model, not a curated record. Gene Ontology annotation, cellular component: mitochondrial inner membrane. NCBI's taxonomy places the organism in Eukaryota, Fungi, Basidiomycota, Agaricomycetes, Agaricales, Omphalotaceae. The annotation marks the transcript as partial. Gene Ontology annotation, biological process: mitochondrial respiratory chain complex IV assembly.